GCCCGAGUCGGCCGGCUCCGGGGGGCGGGCCCGCUCGAGAGCGCCUCCUGUCGCCCGUGCGCUGGCCCUGCCAGUCCUCGGCACCCCAACUCCUCCCGCGCCCCCCCCCCCCCCGCCGCCUCCUCCAUCCUCCAGUUCAAAAUGGCGGCGGCGGCGGCGGCGGCGGCGAUGGCUCCUCCGGGCUUCCCGGGUGCGUGCCCCAACUUCGCCGUCGUCUGCUCCUUCCUGGAGCGCUACGGGACGCUGCUGGACCUGCCCGAGCUGCCCUUCCCCGAGCUGGAGCGGGUGCUGCAGGCGCCGCCGCCCGACGGCGGCCACGGGGAAGUACCAAAAGAAUUGGUGGAGCUCCAUUUGAAGUUGAUGAGAAAGAUCGGCAAAUCUGUUACAGCGGACAGAUGGGAAAAAUACUUGAUUAAGAUAUGCCAAGAGUUUAACAGCACCUGGGCAUGGGAGAUGGAGAAGAAGGGCUAUCUCGAAAUGAGUGUGGACUGCAAACUAGCACUCUUAAAGUAUCUCUGUGAGUGUCAGUUUGAUGACAAUCUUAAGUUCAAGAACAUUAUUAAUGAGGAGGAUGCUGACACCAUGCGUCUCCAGCCAAUUGGGCGAGACAAAGAUGGCCUCAUGUAUUGGUACCAGUUAGAUCAAGAUCAUAAUGUCAGAAUGUAUAUAGAAGAACAAGAUGACCAAGAUGGCUCUUCGUGGAAAUGCAUUGUCAGAAAUCGAAACGAGUUGGCUGAGACUCUUGCACUGCUGAAAGCACAGAUUGAUCCUAUGCUGUUGAAGAACUCGAGCCAACAGGACAGCUCUUCCCGGGAAAGCCCCACCUUAGAGGACGAGGAGACUAAAAAAGAGGAAGAAACACCUAAACAAGAGGAACAAAAAGAAAAUGGAAAGAUAAAAAGUGAUGAACGACCAAAGGACUCGGUAAACGAUUCUACAGCCAGUGUUCUAGAGGAGACUACUGUGAAAAUCGAAAGGGAAGAUGAGACAGAACUUGUGAAACUACCAGUCAUAGUAAAGCUAGAAAGACCUUUGCCAGAAAAUGAACAAAAAAAGAUGAUCAAAGAAGAGAGCGAUUCUUUCAAGGAGAAUGUGAAACCAAUUAAAGUAGAAGUGAAGGAUUGCAGAGGAGAGCCCAAAGAUAGCAGAGGUGUCGACAAGCUGGCGCUGCAGGAGUCCGAGCGCCUCGAAUUUGGUGGCAGCAUCAAAUCUACUCAGGACAUUUCAGACAAAUCUACCGAAGACACUGAGAAACUCAGAAAUGACCAGCAGGCCAAGAUACCACUGAAAAAAAGAGAAAUUAAACUCAGCGAUGAUUUCGACAGUCCGGUAAAAGGGCCAUUAUGUAAAUCAGUUACUCCAACAAAGGAGUUUUUGAAAGAUGAAAUAAAACAAGAAGAAGAGACUUGCAAAAGGGUCUCUACUAUCACUUCUUUGAAUAAUGAAGGGAAACAACUAGUAAACGGAGAAGUUAAUGAUGAAAAGAUAACUACAAAUUUUAAAACAGAACAAACAGAGACAAAAUUUUGUGAUCUAAAGGAAGAUAGCUCCAGCAGCCCCGCUAAGGACAAAAAUGUUCUCACAGAGGAAAAUGGAACAGAAUGCCUAAAUAAUUCUGUCAUAACAAAUAUGAAAAUAAAUGAGCUUGAAAAAGAAGCAAUCCCUUUAGGUGUAGAUAGUUCAUUGUCAGUGUUAGGGACUCACAGUCAGAAAGGACAGUCAGAGGAACCUGCAUCUCCAAAAAUGGAAACUUCGCAUGACUUUUCUGAGUUGGCAAAGGAUCUAUCUUUAAAAACUAUUUCAUCUGCUGCUGAACCUUGUACCAUGACAGUUGAAGCAAAGUCCCCCAAAAGUAAGAAAGAGAACCUCCCACCUACCAUAGAAUGUCUUGAAAAAAUAGAGAAAUCCAGAAAGACUUUCCUUGAUAAAGAUACACAAAGAUUGAGUCCAAUACCAGAAGAAGUUCCAAAGAGCACUCCAGAAUCAGAAAAAUCAAACUCUCCUGAAGCUGCUGAAACUUCUCUACCAACUAAAACGAGCGGCCAUGGUGAGAAGGUAGCCUCAGAAAAAGAAGCAGAAGGUCAGAGUCCCAGUUCUGUUGAUGAAGCCCAGUCCCUGGGAAAAGCAGAUCCAGAAAUUGGAAAAGAGAGUUCUGAGUCCAGGAAGAUGGAAUUGGAUAAUCUGGACAGUGCCCAGACUUCUGGCAGAGAGGAGGAUGCUUCUGAGACAAAGAGUGCUACCCAAAAAAGCAAACUUAAAUACAAGUUGGUUCCUGAAGAAGGAACCACUGCCUCAGAUAAAACAGAGAUAACCUCUGAAAGACAAAAAGAAGGCAUCAAAUUAACAAUUAGGAUAUCCAGUCGGAAGAAGAAGCCAGAGUCUCUCCCCCAAAUUCUAGAACCAGAAAGCAAACAAGAGAAGACAGAAAAAGAAGAGGAGAAAGCAAAUGUUGGGCGUACUUUAAGAAGGUCUCCAAGGAUAUCUAGACCCACAGCAAAAGUGGCUGAAAUCAGAGAUCAGAAAGCUGAAAAAAAAAGAACAGAUGGGGAAGAUGAAAUGGAUGAAGAGUCCACAGCUUCACAAAAAUUAGACAAAAAAGAAAAUACUAAAAAAGUGGAGAAGGAUACAAAUUCUAAAGUAAGCAAGGUAAAGCCCAAAGGCAAAGUUCGAUGGACUGGUUCUCGAACACGUGGCAGGUGGAAAUACUCCAGCAAUGAUGAAAGUGAAGGUUCUGAGAGUGAAAAGUCAUCCGCAGCUUCAGAAGAGGAAGAAAAGGAAAGUGAAGAGGCUGUCAUAGCUGAUGAUGAUGAACCCUGCAAAAAAUGUGGCCUUCCAAACCAUCCAGAGCUGAUCCUCCUGUGUGACUCCUGCGACAGUGGCUACCACACCGCCUGCCUGCGCCCUCCGCUGAUGCUCAUCCCCGACGGAGAGUGGUUCUGCCCCCCCUGCCAGCAUAAACUGCUAUGUGAAAAAUUAGAAGAACAGUUGCAAGAUUUGGAUGUUGCCUUAAAGAAGAAAGAGCGUGCUGAACGAAGGAAAGAACGGUUGGUUUAUGUUGGUAUCAGUAUUGAAAACAUCAUUCCUCCACAAGAACCAGAUUUUUCAGAAGAUCAAGAAGAAAAGAAAAAAGAUACCAAAAAAUCUAAAGCAAACUUGCUUGAAAGGAGGUCCACAAGAACACGGAAAUGCAUAAGUUACAGAUUUGAUGAGUUUGAUGAAGCAAUUGAUGAAGCUAUAGAAGAUGAUAUCAAAGAAGCUGAUGGAGGAGGAGUUGGCCGAGGCAAAGAUAUAUCGACCAUCACAGGUCACCGUGGGAAAGAUAUCUCUACUAUUUUGGAUGAAGAAAGAAAAGAAAAUAAACGCCCCCAGAGGGCAGCUGCUGCUAGAAGGAAGAAACGCCGGCGACUAAAUGAUCUGGACAGUGACAGCAAUUUGGAUGAAGAGGAGAGUGAGGAUGAGUUCAAGAUCAGUGACGGAUCUCAAGAUGAGUUUGUCGUAUCAGAUGACAACCCUGAUGAAAGUGAAGACGAUCCACCCUCUAAUGACGACAGCGACACGGACUUCUGUAGCCGGAGGCUGAGGCGGCACCCCUCCCGGCCAAUGCGGCAGAGCAGGCGUCUGCGGAGAAAGACCCCCAAGAAGAAGUAUUCCGAUGAUGAUGAAGAAGAGGAAUCCGAAGAAAAUAGUAGAGACUCUGAAAGUGACUUUAGCGAUGAUUUUAGUGAUGAUUUUGUAGAAACUCGGCGAAGGCGAUCAAGGAGAAACCAGAAAAGACAAAUUAAUUAUAAAGAAGAUUCAGAAAGUGAAGGUUCCCAGAAAAGUUUACGGCGUGGUAAAGAAAUAAGGCGAGUUCACAAGCGCAGACUUUCCAGCUCAGAAAGUGAAGAGAGCUAUAUGUCCAAGAACUCUGAAGACGACGAGCUAGCUAAAGAAUCAAAGCGGUCAGUUCGAAAGCGGGGCCGAAGCACAGAUGAGUAUUCAGAAGCAGAUGAGGAUGAAGAGGAGGAAGGCAAACCAUCCCGGAAACGGCUCCACCGGAUCGAGACAGAUGAGGAAAGCUGUGAUAAUACUCACGGAGAUGCAGAGCAGCCUGCUCAUGACAGCCAGCCCAGGGCCCUGCCCGCAGAGCACGAGAGCACCAAGAAGCCCUACCGGAUAGAAAGUGACGAGGAAGAAGACUUUGACAAUGUAGGCAAAGUGGGAAGCCCAUUGGACUAUAGCUUAGUGGACUUGCCUUCCACCAAUGGACAGAGUCCUGGCAAAGCCAUUGAGACCUUGAUUGGCAAGCCAGCCGACAAGCCCCAAACCCCCAAGGACAGUAGCGCCGCCAGUGCAAGCCUGGCCUCCAAUGGGACAAGCGGCGGGCAGGAGGCGGGAGCACCGGAGGAGGAGGAGGACGAGCUUCUGAGAGUGACUGACCUUGUUGAUUAUGUCUGUAACAGUGAACAGUUAUAAGACUUUUUUUUUUUCCAUUUUUGUGCUAAUUUAUUCCACGGUAGCUCUCACACCAGCGGGCCAGUUAUUAAAAGCUGUUUGAUUUUUCCUAGAAAACUCCACUACAGAAUGACUUUUUAGAAGAAAAAUUACAACAAACCCUGAAGUCUUUCUGUGAAGUGACCAGUUUUGAACUUUGAAGAUAAAUAAUUGCUGUAAAUUCCUUUGAUUUUUCUUUUUCCAAGUUCAUGGUCCUCGGUAAUUUCAUUCAUGGAAAAAAUCUUAUUAUAAUAACAACAAAGAUUUGUAUAUUUUUGACUUUAUAUUUCCUGAGCUCUCCUGACUUUGUGAAAAGGGUAGAUAAGAAUGCAUUCCAUAUCUAUCAGGGCCCAAAACAGAAUUUAGGGGUGGGAGAAAGCACUUGUGCUUUAGCUUUUUCAUAUUAAAUAUAUAUUAUAUUUAAACAUUCAUGGCAUAGAUGAUGAUUAACAGACUGUUUAAAAGUCCAAAUCUGCAUUGUUGCAGUUUGAGAAUUGUAGAUACCAUCAUACAUGUGUCCAUUAGUAAUAGCCUUCGUGAAAUGGUUUUUAUUAUAGUUACCACACUUUAAAUAAAGAAGAGACCAUGAAAGUAUCAUCAUAAAAACACUGUAACUCAAGUUUCUGUGACAGCAGAGUUUCUUG
This is a messenger RNA of Perognathus longimembris pacificus (Pacific pocket mouse), 5117 nucleotides long. RefSeq names its product remodeling and spacing factor 1 (gene Rsf1). Gene Ontology annotation, biological process: regulation of DNA-templated transcription. The record is from RefSeq and is a predicted model, not a curated record. The transcript has 16 exons. NCBI's taxonomy places the organism in Eukaryota, Metazoa, Chordata, Mammalia, Rodentia, Heteromyidae. The coding region runs from base 142 to 4455 and encodes 1437 amino acids. Gene Ontology annotation, cellular component: RSF complex.